AUGAUUCUAAAAUGCAUUUGUUUCAUUUUUUGUACCUUAAAAGUACUUCAGCACAACAUCGGUGAAGCAGCGUUCGUAUCACCAUCAAGCCAUCAAAAAAUAGUGCUCAUCUCUGCUCAAAAUAUUGCCUUAACAUGGAGUGGCCACUCUGACCAUAAUUUAUCGGCUUUUGAUGAACUCCUGCAGAAUGGAUGCCUCAUACAUGGGAUCCCUAUUGAUAAUAUCACAUCAUCAAUGCAAGCGCAUUCCUUGAUGCUUUCUGGCGGAUCCAGUCAAGAAACUACGUUUAAUAAUUCCCGUGAAAUGACCUGUGAUAAACUUAUUUUUUCAAAAAUCAAACCAACAUCUGAACCUCUCUGGUUGACUAAUCAACGCCAUGGCCAUCAAAGCGCCUCAUAUUUUUGGCCUGAGGAUUAUAUUUCGGUAAACGGAUCGCGUCCUUUCAAAACUGCCGGCAUUAAUCCCAGCACACAUAGUGCCUAUUUUAAUAUUGAUCAGAUUAUCCAGUGGCUCCUCUCCCCUGCUAUUUCGCUCGUUGAUAUUUUUAUUCCUCCCACAGAAGGUCUUCAUGGAGACUAUAUCUCCUCUUUAUCCGUCGAAUACACGAACGCCUUUCUAUCUUCUCUACUCAGCCACAUUAAAAACCACCCGAAAUUGAAUUCUUCUGUCAGUUUCGUAUUUGUUGGGGGUUUCGCAGUCGCGAAUUCAAAUUCAGAUGAAUCGCCCGUUAUUAUUGAAGAUCUUUUCAAGUCGACACGAUACUUUAAUCAGUACCUAGCUAGUGGCCAUAACUUUGAAGUCUGGCUGCCACCUUAUCGAGAAAAUGAGAGUCUCCGGACUGUUCUCGCUGGUAAAAAUAGUGAUUUUAUCACGUGUAAUACUUCCCAAUUCCUCGAGCGCUUUCCCCAGGUGGAUGUUGGUGUUCUCCCACCAUAUUACCUUGUAGCGAAACCAGGAAAAAUGUUAUUUCUUCGCAAGCAGCAUUUGGAGGAGGCGGAGUCAGCCUAUGUGAUUCUCUCGGGCCCGGCUUUUAACACCUCAAACAGGGCCUGCAAGAAGACCGCCAAACACCAUAUCCAGCUCACCGACGUCUACCCGCUGGUGUGCUGGGCGUUGGGCCUGACUCGUCCAUGGCCCCACUCGGGCCACUUGGCGCGGGUGAGCCACCUUCUCCGGAAACCGCCCACUCAAAGCGAACUCGACGACUUCAACGCCUAUGCCACGGGACGCGCCAGUUCAGUAGAAACGGGUCUGUUCAUGGGGAUUUCUGCCUCUACACUUAUCAGCGGUACGUUAUUGGACAGUCUGGUCUCUGGCAGGCUGCUUUCUAAAAGCCAAUCCCAAGCCUACUUUAUGCACCAACCACGCUCCAUUAUUGCCUCAUUCGCAAUUGUGUUUGGACUCCUUUUCGUAUCCCUCGCUGUCAAGUACGGUGGGUCAUCUCAAACGUUCCGUGGAGGCGUGGUGCGGUUUGCCAGCGACAUGCGCCACCGUAGAAGACGUUUCCGGCCGGCAGGAGGUGAAAGUCUCCUUGGUGACUCGAGCAGUAACCGCGGUGUGGAAGAUGACGAUGAGGAGGAGGUUGUAGUGUCGACCGACGCUCUGAGGAAUAGCUUCGCAGGCAAAAACGAUAGUCAGGCUUUCCUGCAGAUGCUUCAUAGUCCAACAGUCAGUGGAACGCCCAGAACUGCCCCUCUAUCAACCAAUUUGUGA
Messenger RNA from Mesocestoides corti, 1713 nucleotides. The record is from the annotation of a GenBank genome assembly. NCBI's taxonomy places the organism in Eukaryota, Metazoa, Platyhelminthes, Cestoda, Cyclophyllidea, Mesocestoididae.